UAACUGGUGUAACACUGUGCUCAACCGGAAAGUUAGUCUGCUCAUCGAUCUGACUUGUUUGGCUUGACUGGUUUCCCCUGCUAAGAUCAAUUCAAAUAGAAAAAUAUACAGAUAUUUUAAAUACCCAACACCUCAAGAGAAAAAGAAAGAAGUGGAAUGGAAGAAGUUGUUCAUCAACAAGAAACAGUCAGUCAUCACGAUCCUCCGGCGUUGAAUGGCGACCAUGGUGUAUUGAUUUCUGAGCAUGAGAAACACAAGCUGGCACAUGAUGCUGUUCAUAAGGCACAUAAAGGACAUGAAUCCAUGCAUGCACAGAUGCUACUUAUCCUGAUGGUUACUGUGUUGGUGGCGCAAGUUGUUCUUGUUGAAUGGAGAAAGAGGCAUUUCAGAUCCUAUCAAGGUGCUACGUUGGUUGCUAUGUGGGUGAUUCCCUUAGUAUUGUGCAUAAGGAGUUACUGGUGGCGUUUCGUAUUUUUCUGGCUCCUUUUCUCGAGUAUUUCGACCCUAGUUUUAAGAAAAGCUCUUGAAAAGCCAUUGCACGGGUCGACUCCUCGACUCGUUUACAAAUGGUUCUAUUUUUUGCAUCAAAUUAGUUGUGGGUUAGGAAUAGUGGGAUACACCAUUAUUAUGGCAACAUUCAUGGGCAUUAACUUGAUAUUCGGUGCGCUCCCUGCGACCUGGAUGGAUUGUGGUAUCCUACUUUUGUUCUAUGGACUGUACUAUGGAGUUUUAGGCCGCGAUCUGGCCGAAAUUGCAGCUGAAACAAUGGCAGCUAAUGCGGGAUUUUACACUCCGGCCGGAUCGAUUCCCAGCCGAACACUCGAUCCCAAUGUCUGCGCUGUUUGUGGAAACCGAUUACUUCUUAAAGCUGAAGAAGAAGCCAUUAUCGAAAAAACUUGCCGAUUGUCUUGCAAUCACGAGUUUCACGAGUUCUGCAUUCGCGGUUGGUGCAUAGUGGGCAAGAAACAGACCUGCCCUUAUUGCCGCGAGAAAGUCGAUUUGAAGAAAAUGUUUUGCAACCCGUGGGAACGUCCGCACGUCUUGUACGGACAACUUUUAGACUGGAUUCGAUGGCUCGUUGCAUGGCAGCCACUAAUCCUUUUGCUUGUGCAAGGCAUUUCGUGGACCCUUGGACUUGAAUAGAUUAAUUUGGAGUUUUUUUGUUGUUUUUUUUUUUUUUUUUAGUUUAGUUAUAUUUUUCUCUUCUGUUAAAAUUCAGUCAGUGCUGAUGUGCAAGACUUGAUCAAGGACGCCACUCAACUGCAUGCCAGGGAAUAUUAAGUUGUUUCAUGUUGACCGCCAAAUCCAUCAAAUAAUCAUAACAUUCACACCUAAACCAAACGAACGAUUAGAUCACUUAAAUAAAUUCACGAAUUCAUGACGGAAA
This is a messenger RNA of Daphnia carinata, 1387 nucleotides long. RefSeq names its product E3 ubiquitin ligase Rnf121-like. The transcript has 7 exons. NCBI's taxonomy places the organism in Eukaryota, Metazoa, Arthropoda, Branchiopoda, Diplostraca, Daphniidae. Gene Ontology annotation, molecular function: ubiquitin protein ligase activity; metal ion binding. The record is from RefSeq and is a predicted model, not a curated record. Bases 157 to 1143 code for a protein of 328 amino acids. Gene Ontology annotation, cellular component: endoplasmic reticulum membrane; Golgi membrane.